Brassica napus (rape) is the source of this 3611-nucleotide messenger RNA. RefSeq lists its product as uncharacterized. Lineage: Eukaryota; Viridiplantae; Streptophyta; Magnoliopsida; Brassicales; Brassicaceae. Bases 289 to 3270 code for a protein of 993 amino acids. The transcript is spliced from 19 exons. The record is from RefSeq and is a predicted model, not a curated record.
CAUUUUCUCCCCCACAGACAAAAAGGAGGAAGAAGAAGAAGAUUCAUUUCCAUUUUUGUUCGGUCAAAUAAUCUCUCUCUCAAAUCCUCACGCCGCGCAUUCAUUUCGUUCCCUCCAUAAAAUCACAAUCCAACCUUCCGUUACAAGUUUGAUUCCCUUUUUCGGAUUCACAUGUUUGAAUUUUUUCAUUAAAUUAAUAAAAAAAAAAAACAAUUCCCCAGAAGGAGCAUUGAUUGAUUUUGCUGGAGGAGGAGGAGCAAAUAUCUGAAGAUAUGCUAGUUAUUAUUGAUGGUGUCUGAGAGGUGUUGUGUGAAGCCGAGUUCUAAUACGGAUAUGAAGGGGGGAGACGUGUUGGCAGUUCACCGGGGAGAUGGGAAUACGGAUGAUCUUUUGAGAUACCCCAAGAAGACGGAUGUGGAAGAUGAAUGUAAAAGUGAGGUCUUUAGGGAUGGAGAUGACCACAAUCCUUUGGACAUGAUUCAUCAAGUUGAAGAAGAAGUGGGUACCCUGAGGAGGGAUGAAAAUGGUCAAGGACAGCUUGUGGUGGAAAGAGAAACGAGACAUGAGUCUCCUAAGCAGUGGUUAAAUAGGGAUGAAGAACAAGCGGGGGUGUUGGAGAGAGAUAAUGAAGAGUCGGCUUCAGGUUCACCUGAGAGGGACGACGACGAACCAAAUACUGUUGAUAGAGAGAUUAAAGAACUUGAUACACAUGUGGCAAUUGGUCAUCUGGAGGUGGAUGGAACUGAAGAAGAUACAGGGAGGGAUGAGAACAGGGUGUUGGGAAAGGACGGUGAAGAUAAUCCGAGUCCGAUGCUGAUGGCAAAGGAUGAUGAACCGCAGAGUCUAAGAUCUGAGACACAAACUGAUGUCACAGUUGUUACAGGAGAGCAAGACUCUCCCUCAUGUGCUUCUUCGGAUGCAGUUAAAGCAGCUGGAGAGACGAUUCAAAACGUAUACUUUAAUGGACCGGUCUUACCACAGUCGCCUUCACUAGGACAUAAGCACUCCCAAAGUGAGAUGGAGACUCCAGGACACAGGCGCACGAACAGUUUCCAGAGACUAAAAACUCAGAUGCAUAAGGCUUGGCGUGGGGUCAGCAAUCUACGGGAGGAUAAUCGGCCCACUUUCAAUCCUGAGGUCUUAGCAAAUCAAAAAAGACAGUGGUACCAGCUCCACUCUUCAAAAGCUCUGGACCAAACAAAAUAUAAGGAGCCGACCGCACUAUUUGAACAUUUUAUCAUUGUGGGGCUUCAUCCGGAAACUGAGUUGAAGCCAGUUGAGGAGGCCUUCCGUAGAAGGAAGAAAUGGGAGAUGGAGAUGUCAAGGUAUGAAGUGGCUGACUACAGAAUACUCCGCCACCGUGGGCCUCAAUUUCCAAUACUGGAGCCACAGAUACUUUUUAAAUACCCUCCUGGGAAGAAGGUGGCAAUGCGUCCAAAAGAUCUAGCUACUUUCUGUUUUCCUGGUGGUGUCAAGGCACGACUUUUGGAGAGGACCCCAUCUCUCAGUGAUCUAAAUGAGCUUGUGUAUGGACAGGAACAUUUAGGCAAAGAUGAUUCAUCCUUCAUAUUUUCAUUCAAGGUAGCAGAUGAUGCGACAUUAUAUGGUGUUUGUUUACAUGUCUCGGAGAUUGUUCAAAGACCUCCUGGUGUUUUAAGCACUGCGUCUCCCUUGCAUUCAUCUGGAGGAGGCAGUCGGUUUUUGGUUUCUGCACCUCGAUGCUAUUGCUUGCUGACCAGAGUUCCUUUUUUUGAGCUACACUUUGAGAUGUUAAACAGUAUGAUCGCACAAGAGCGCCUAAAACGGAUAACAGAUUUUGUUAGUGAGAUGUCUCUCGCUGCUGCAUGCCAUAGUCCAUCAGUUUCCAGAAUGAAUGGCUGUGUUUCUUCACCUCGUAGCAACCCUGAUAAUUGGAUGGCUUCUGCAAUACCUGUGGAUGGUGUCAUGGCACUCACGGCCGCUGCUGCUGGAUUGAUAUCUGAUAGUGACAUUGCGAACUUUGCAGAACCGCAAUCUCCAGAUAGUGUCGUCACCAGUGAUACUUCAGAUGUAAGUCAUAUCAAGGAAAUAGAAAGAGAUGGGAGAAAAGUUUUUCAUUGCUACGAUGAUAGUUCUUCUGAAGUAUCAGAGAACCACUUGGAUACCCCCGAAAGAAGGUUUCAAAGCUUUGAGAACGGCCACGUUUCUCCGGAGAUUACAUGUACCGAUCCUAGGACCCAACCGUUAGAGCAUAUUGAAAGCUGUGACUCCUUGUUUAGUUCAGCUAGAAGUGUGUUGUCAGAUGAGGUUGAUGAUAUAUCGAACAGCGAAAAUGAUUUCGGAGAUGAUUUAAUUCUGGAAUGGGCUAAGGAACAUAACAAUGAUGCGUUACAACUAAUCUGCGGCUACCAUUCAUUGGCAAUUCCUUCCCGUGGAAGUGAAGUAGUUUUCCAGCCGCUGGAACAUUUACAAUCCAUCGAGUAUACACGGCCACCUGUUUCAGCUCUUGGAUUGUCAGAAGAAUGCAUUUGCUCUUCUGAUUCUUCCGGGAUAAAUGCGAGGUUGGCAGCUGCUGAGGAGGCCAUGGGUCUAUCAAUGUGGACAACGGCAACAGUUUGCCGUAUUCUCUCUCUUGAAACUAUUUUGUCACUCCUUUCUGGAGUUUUAUUAGAGAAGCAAAUUGUGGUAAUCUGCCCAAAUCUGGGUGUUUUGUCAGCUAUAGUACUGUCUCUCGUCCCAAUGAUUCGGCCGUUUCAGUGGCAGAGUUUACUGCUUCCGGUUCUGCCUGGAAGGAUGUCUGAUUUCCUCGAGGCACCCGUUCCGUUCCUCGUCGGAAUACACAGUAAACCUACAGAUUGGAAAGUCAAGACGUCUAAUCUUGUUCUAGUUAACAUCCUCGGCAAUCAGGUGAAAGUAUGUAACAUGCCAACAUUGCCUCAGCGUAGAGAACUUAUGGCUCAGUUGACUCCAAUCCAUGCCACAUUGGCUCACUAUAGCUCGACUGCUAGAAAACACCCGGUUUAUAAAUGCAGUGAAUUACAAGCAGAAGCUGCGACUAAAUUCUUGAGAGUAAUGAGAGAUUACAUGGAGUCUCUUUGCUCAGACUUACACUCUCACACCAUAACAAGUGUUCAAUCCAAUAGCGACAGGGUUUCGCUACUUCUAAAGGACAGUUUUAUCGAUUCAUUUCCUGGUAGAGACCGACCCUUCAUUAAGUUAUUAGUAGACACACAACUGUUUAGCGUUCUAUCAGACUCACGGCUAUCGAGCUUUGAGAACGAGCGUCUCUAAAGCUCAUUUUGCCAUCAACAUUAUACAAAACACAAACUGAAGAAACCAACCAAAGUCAAAUUCAUACGAAGAGGCAAAAGAGGGUACCUUUAACUACCCUUUACACUCGCAAGACUUCACAGGUGCUUGUGUCUCUGGAUCUCUGAUACUUUUUAAUAUCAUUAACAAACUAAACUUGCUUGAUUAAGCUUGCUUCCUGCUCUUUGUAAAUUAAUCACCGCUCAAUAGGAGCUUUUGUUUGUUGAAGUUGUACAGAACACUUGAAAACCCUUUUUACUUAUUUCAAGUGCCUGAUUUUGAUGUUUCAGAACAAUUCUCACUAGAGAAAAAUAUUGUGCCUU